Aquila chrysaetos chrysaetos is the source of this 14388-nucleotide messenger RNA. RefSeq names its product formin 1 (gene FMN1). The transcript has 21 exons. Gene Ontology annotation, biological process: actin nucleation. Gene Ontology annotation, molecular function: microtubule binding. The record is from RefSeq and is a predicted model, not a curated record. Bases 386 to 4717 code for a protein of 1443 amino acids. Gene Ontology annotation, cellular component: cytoplasm; nucleus; actin filament. Lineage: Eukaryota; Metazoa; Chordata; Aves; Accipitriformes; Accipitridae.
UGAGGCGAGAGGCGGCGGCACCGGCGGUCACCCAGGGGAGGGGGCGGCGGCGGCGGCGGCGGCGGCCGGGGAUAGCACGGGGCAGCUGCGGUGGUGCAGCCGCUCAGCGUCCUGUGUCCUCCCCUGCACCUGAAACAGCAGCAGGAGCGUCUGAACUCAGGGCUCCGCUUCUCGCAAGUUUAACAGCUAUAUGUUGCCAGUGGACCAAAAUAUGGACUGUGCCAUCCACUUCCCUGCCUAGUAACUCCCUUGAAAUUCUGCGCCUCUGUAAAGUUCUCCUCAGACAAUAUUAUUGUUGAAGAUUAGUCAGAUGCCUUCCAUCCCUUCCCUGCCUCACAUGCUAUGUCAUGCAAGCUUUGAAACACUUAGCACAUAAUUUAAAUGAAUGACUAAUUUGGCAAGCAUAAUGGAAGGCACGCAUACUAUCCUUCAAUUGCACAAACCCAUUAUGGAGCUUUGUUACGUCAGCUUCUAUCUUCCAGAGGGAAAAGUCAGAGGAUUUACUUACAAGGGCUGUGUAACUCUGAAUAGAACCAGUAGACGUUUCUGUAGCUGCUAUCAAGUAAGGGAAAGGUUAGAGAUGGAGCUGAGAGAACAGCCAUAUGAAAACUUUGGAGAUAUAAUUUUCAAGCAAGCUACCACGAAAGACGUUCUCAUUGAACUGUACAAACUAACUGCUGAAAAGGAAAAACUGUUAUCCAGUCUUUCGAGAUCACAUCAUAUUCUGGGCCUUAACACAGGACAUCAGGAGGGAAAGCAGCAGUGUGUUUCUGGAGUCCCGAAACUUAAAUGUGAUGAUUACUCCACUUCUACACAUCAGCAGGAGUUCUUUCAGGAUUUCACAAAUAGAGACAAUUUGAAUCACAAAAAAAUGAGGAAAUAUAGAAGGAAAGAGAGCUUUGAGGAGUUCAGACACUGGAAAGGGGGAAAAAAGAUACAUGAGCAACAUCUUUCUUUACUGAGUGCUCAAGGCAUGCAACUGGAAAAUAAGAAGAUGCUCCCCACAAGAUUUCCUACCAGGAGUUUUCCCAGUUCCUUUUCUGCCUCCAGUUGGCUAACAGUAAAAGGUAAGGAUGAUUUACCAGUAGACAAUAGUAUACGACCAGAAAAGUGGAUAGAAGAGGGUUAUUUUCUUGAGAGCAGCAAAGCUGUGAAACUGGAUGCUGACUUACCAAGUUCUAGCUCAAAAGAGAACAAUGACAAGGUUGCAGUUGAACUAGUGGAUAAUGGAGAAUCCAUUCCUGAAGUUACAAAGGUACAACAGAGUAUCACUUCGGUAAAGUCAUUUCAGGACAGUCUAUCUAACCAACUUGAGACAUUAAGUAAAUCCACAGCUGCUAAAAGCUUGAAAAGUAGCAAAUAUACUGAGCCGGUAUGCAAGGAGAAACCAGGAAUCGCAGUUGUUGCUGAAGUACAGGAUUCAGAAGCUUGUAUUAAAAAACUUGCCAAACCCCCUGCAGAGUCUUUACCUCAUUUUCACAGAGGUAGAGAAACCAUUUCUCCGGUUCUCACAACAGUACUUAACGAGUUUAUAUCAAGAACUGAUGUAUACUCCAUAGAUGAAGCUGCUGGAGACUCUAAAAACGCUGUGCUGCAGGAAAAGGAGGAAGACGGCUCUGGUUUGCAGUACAAAGCAGAGAGAGUGCAUAUUACUGAUGAGUCAUGCAACCUUGUGGGAGCAGUCAAUAAAGCUCUUCUGAAAGUUAUACGGAGUGACAGUUUAGAUGAAGCUGCAGAAUGGAAGAGACUGCAACAAAUUACAAGAGUAGACAGAAACCUGCCAAGCUCAGUAUAUGAGAAAAGAACCACGGUAUCCCGGGGAAGCAAGCAUUUGUUUUUGAACCUGCCUGUAAAUGAAAGUCCUGAUAUUUCUCAGACAAGUAAUAAUCUUAAACUGGAAGAGAAAAGGCUGCAUUCACCCUCGUUAGUAGCAGUGAGUAAUGUUUUUAGUAAUUCAUAUCCGCUAUCUAAUACAUACAAACAAAUGUCACCUAUUCCUUCUCCGUUAUCUUCGAGACUGCCUAGCCCGCAGCUGCAUCAUCGGAUCCUCCCAUUACCAACACAGAACACCGAGGAUGAAUCUAUGUUCAGUGACUAUGGCAGUGGGAGGCAUGGUGCUAUAAACCUCUCUUUCAGUGAUUUGGAGCCACAGUUUUAUCUGAAGUUUUCUGAACCUGGAGAAUUGGGAUUUGCCACCAGACAACCAGGCCUACAUCAGAAUGCAACUGCAGGACAUUUUGAAAAGUGCGCUGUACAAGAAAAAUUAACUUCUCGGACACAGCAGAAUUUCUGUCCAGCAGAGUCUGCUUUAAAGGAUGACUUCACUGAGCGGCUGGAUGUGGCAAACAGAGAUGAAGAUACCUGGGGUUUGGAUUGCAGAUUGGGACGCUCAAACCCAUUUGCUCAUUCAAGUGAGAAGGAGAAGAUCAACAGAAAUGUGUUGCAUUUGAGCCUGGAACUGAAUCCUGACCUGAGUCCCUCAGAGCAAGAUGACAAGACUCCAGGGAGACUCCAGACUGUCUGGCCACCACCAAAAGCAAAGCACGAAGAAGUAAAAGUAGGAUUAAAGUACACAGAAGCAGCUCACCUAAAGCUUUACAAGGAGGGACCACGAGAGUACCAAGCUGCCAUUUUGCACUUAAAGAGGGAACACAAAGAAGAAAUUGAAACAUUAAAGUCUCAGUUUGAACUCAGGGUAUUCCAUAUUCGUGGGGAACAUGCUGUAUCAACUGCUCAGCUUGAGGAAACCAUUGCACAUCUGAAGAAUGAACUCGAUAAUAAAUUAAACAGAAUAAAUGAAAAAGCAAAGGAUAUUGGUGUUUCUACUGAAGAUGAUAACCCACCAAAGACAUACCGAAAUGUAUGUAUACAGACUGACAGAGAAACUUUCAUAAAGCCUAGUGAAGAAGAAAACAGAGCUGUGAAAAAUAACCAGAUAGUACCCAAAAAGCUUAAUAUUUCUUCUUUGUCACAUAGUAUUUCUGCCCAAAGUGAAAAUAAGGACAAUUACAACAUACAGUCUUCAGAAAGUGUCUUAUCUUGUCAACCAAAACAAAUGCUGCCGCCUCCACCACCACCGCCACCUCCUCCUCCCCUUCCUGAUUCUUCACUGCCAGGUUUAGUUCCUCCACCACCACCUUUGCCAGCGGGUCUGACUUCACUGACAUCUCAGUUUGGAUCUAGUCCACCACUGCCACCUCCACUUUUUGAAGGCUGUAGGAAUUUUCAAGCACCACCGCCACCACCACCACUUCCAGGGUCGGGACCUCCUGUUCCUCCUCCACUGCCUGGAUCUGGGUUACCUCCACCCCCUCCACCUCCAGGGCCUGGGUCCUUUUUUAAUAGCACUUUAUCGUCAAACCAAGGUCCUCGAAAACCUCCCAUUGAACCUAGCCGUCCCAUGAAGCCUUUGUAUUGGACACGGAUACAAUUGCAAGGUAGCAGGAAAACUGCUAUGCCAACAUUAUGGGAAUCACUAGAAGAACCUGAUAUACUUGAUACUACUGAAUUUGAAUAUUUAUUCUCCAAAGACACCACUCAGGAAAAAAGAAAACCAUUAUCAGAGACUUAUGAAAAAAAAACCAAGGCCAAAAAGAUUAUCAAAUUGUUGGAUGGAAAACGGUCUCAAACUGUAGGUAUUCUAAUAUCCAGUUUGCACCUGGAGAUGAAGGAUAUUCAACAAGCUAUACUUUGUGUUGAUGACUCCGUAGUAGAUCUGGAAACACUGGAAGCACUAUAUGAAAAUAGAGCACAAAAGGAUGAACUAGAGAAGAUAAAGCAAUACUAUCAGACUUCAAAAGAGGAGGAGCUGAAGCUUCUGGAUAAACCAGAACAAUUUUUAUAUGAGUUAUCUCAGAUCCCCAACUUCACAGAACGAGCUCAGUGUAUUAUCUUCCAGUCAGUUUUCUCUGAAGGGAUAACUUCAGUGCACCGGAAAGUUGAUAUCAUAACUCGUGUUUCCAAGGCUUUGCUGAACAUGACAAGUGUAAAGGAAAUUUUAGGUUUGAUUCUGGCUUUUGGAAAUUAUAUGAAUGGUGGGAACAGGACCCGAGGUCAAGCUGAUGGAUUUGGUUUGGAAAUACUCCCCAAACUAAAGGAUGUCAAAAGCAGAGAUAGUGGUAUUAAUCUUGUGGAUUAUGUCGUCAUAUAUUACCUACGCCAUUGUGAUAAGGAAGCAGGAACAGACAAGAGUAUUUUUCCUUUACCAGAACCACAGGAUUUUUUCCAGGCCUCCCAAGUUAAGUUUGAAGACCUAAUAAAAGACUUAAGGAAACUGAAGAGAGAUCUAGAAGCCUCUGAAAAGCAGAUGAAGUUAGUUUGCAGAGAGUCUUCUGAAGAGCAUCUCCAGCCCUUCAAGGAGAAAUUAGAGGAAUUCUUCCAUAAAGCUAAAGAAGAACGUAAAAAAGAAGAGAGCAGUUUGGAAAAUGCACAAAAAUGCUUUGAAGAAACAGUGGGAUACUUUGGGAUAAAGCCAAAGCCUGGCGAGAAGGAGAUCACACCAAACUACAUUUUCACGGUGUGGUACGAAUUCUGCAGUGACUUCAAGACCAUUUGGAAACGAGAGAGCAAAAGCAUUUCCAAGGAACGAAUUAAAGUGGCUCAGCAAUCAGUAAGCAAGUUAACUGCAGAGAAGAAAGUUGAAACGAAGAAAAUCAAUCCUACAGCUAGCCUGAAAGAAAGACUACGUCAGAAGGAAGCCAAUGUGACUGCCAACUGAAAGAAGAAAGAUGAAAAUGAUAGUGUGACUUCAUACCUUGCAUGAUGCUUUACUACACCCAUGGCCCAGGGAGCACCUUAUGUUAGAUACUGAAUUCUGCUUUGCUGAUCUGUUCCAAGACAAUCCACUAAAGACUUUUCAGUUCCUUCAGAGGGGUUUGUACAUUCAGUGGAGGGAAUUCUAAGAAGGUUUUUACAUGGGAAGUCAAAAUUAUUUUCUGUAACUCUUCCUUUAAGCAAUGUAAUUGCUUAAAAUGCAUCUGGUUGUUAAUGGUUAUUUAAAGUACUCUGUGGAUAAUGCACUAAUAUGGAAGAGCUAAAAUGAGCAUUUUGGAUGCUGAGUUAAGUAAUGACUAACAACCUGUAGGUUAUUUACAGGGCUUUGUGUAGAUGAGAGCAAAUAUGCCAUUCGGCUCACAAAAGACCAUUACAUCAUACUUUUUGUUACUUCAGCAGUAACUGAGGUAAAAUUGACUGAUUCUAAAUAAUUUUACAGUGUCUAAGUAUUGGAUGCAUCUUUCUAAAACUGAUUAAAUGUAACUAUAGAUUUAUGCUGUAUUUUACUAUAAAUAUUUUUAUAGAAGCUUCAGCUUAUGCCACACGUUGAAAUGGAAACAAUAUUUUGCACAUGAAAAGGAAUAGCUUCAAAUUCUUUAGUUUUAUGAUUGAUGGCAUAACUGAUUCCUUAUUUUUAUGGUUUUAACCUAACAUUUCCUAAAUUUUGAGCUUCAAAAGAAAAAUGAUUAAAAUGUAUAUUUUUAUUUCAGUAUAUAUUGAAAAUAUGAAUUCCAUAAAAUGAUGGUUUUAUUAAUCAUUAUUCAUUGAACUAAAAUACAACAAUAUGUCUCCAUGAAGUUACACAAUUGCCAUUAAAUCUCUGGCUUUUAAUUCCAUUGAAAGCUUUCUUUUAAACAGUGAAUAUCUCACUCUAAAAUAUAUUAAGCAGCCUGCUCUUGUCCCCUAUAUUUGUAUGAAGAAUGUAUCCAGCAUACGUAUAUGUUUAUAUACAUAUAUAUAAAAUUUAAUAAGUAAAACUUGAGGAAGAAAUAAAAGAGUCUCACUGUCCUCCUGUAACAUUUUAACCAUUGCCCGUAAAGUAGUAGAGCCCGAAAGAAACCCUAUAGAAUAUCCACUGUUACUUGAAGAUUUUUACUGCAUUUUAAGGAUUUGGAUUCUUAGAAGGAGAGAUCUUGAAGCAGAAGUUAAUUUAAGGUAAAACAGAAAAGUGAUUUUUAAAUACAAGUAGGUAACGGCCUGUAAAUAGGAACAACAAACGGAGAAAACAUGCUUCUGCUUGCUGUCCAUAAGAGAGAAAUCCCUUUCUUUAUGAUAAUGGUGUCUGAAGUUCGUUACGAAGAGAAAUUAGGUGAAGCAAAAAAGUACAAAAAGUUAAUAGGGGGAAGGUAUUAGUCCUUUGCUUAGAAGCUGGAAAGAAUAUCCAUGAGACAGACAUGGGUUAUCCAUACAGCAAAUUAGAUAAACUGUUAUGAAACCUAAGGCAAAGUCAUCCCUGGAAGUGUACACUUAUUAAGAAAAACAGCAAUUGUGGAGACCCCCAUUCAUGAAUUAACUUGAAGAUUUCAUAUUUUGCAGGUUUCUUCAAUGAGUAUCUCUCAUUCCUGCAUAAACAAAAACAGGGGAAUCAAGAUUCCCUUGUAUGCUUUGGAGUUUCUAGCUGCUGCAGAUAUACUCAAGAUGUGUAAGCAUAAUUCUUAUGAAAACAGUCAACAAUAUACCAGCAAAAAUAAUCUUAUUUGUAGUUUGCCUAUUCCCAUUGCAGAGAAAUAAAUUCCAAAGAUUGAAGUUUUCUGUCUUCCACCAAAUAGGUAAAGCACACUUGUUUCCAAUAUUAUUAGUGAUAAACAACCGGAGCAAUAAUGCUUAUAAAAGCCAAAGAACAACAGCAAGCAAGGCAAUUCAGAUGAGUGCUUAAGCAAAUAAGUGUUGAGUUUUGAUAUGGUUUUCUAUCUAUCAUGAAGGUAGUGUAUAUUGCCAUUUGACUUGAUAGGGAAUUUUUCAAUGAAAUGUUCUAAUUGAAAUAUUAAUCAAGAAGAGUAACACUGUUUGUGAAAAAGGAUUGGUCUUGAAAAUUCUCAUUAGAAAUAUAUUAUAGAAAAAAGUUUUUAAAUUAUUGAAAUAUCCUGUUUCAAAAUUUCUAAAUGUGAAGUUUCAUUUUUCAGUUCAAAUUUACUUUUCAUUUUGAAAUGUUGAAAAAUGUAUAUAAAAAGGGAUUAAAAUUAAAAUUAUUGAUAUAAAGCAUUCCUUGAUAAGAUUUAUAAUUCUGUUUUCAGAUUAUCAAUUUGCCAAAGUUUUGAGAAUUUAGGAUAUUUUUUCAGAAGAUUAGAAAACUUACAUAGCACAGAGACAUUGUUUCUUCCUCAUCUUCAAUUGUACUGAUUUUUCUCUAAAGACAGAGAUUCUGAUUCCAACUUAACCCAUGACUUAAAUCCUCUACUACUAGUUAAACUAUUUUUAAGUGAAAAAAAGAAUUGACCCAGACUAUUUGAUACAUUCUCUUAAUCAAGACUAAGACUCCUGGAUGGAAUUCAUCAGCUAAAUAUCACACUUACACCCCUAGUGAUACCCCAAAGUGUCUUCAGACAGUGAUUGAAGUGACAAUGGUACACCUGCUGACCUUAACUAAAAUGUUGUAUUGCAGAAGAGAUAUUAACAGAUAUUAUAUAUCUAUGUAAGCUGUUCAAUUAUGAAUUAUUUAGACACUACAGACAUAACAAGUGCAUCAACCACCAUUCAUCUUGGGGUCACCAAGUGUCACCAAAAGUUAUGUUUUAAGCUUGCACAUAGUUUGGUGCCUGACUUUACCCUGAGCUUUCUAGUUUGGGGGGAAUAAAAGAAGAGGAGAAAAGAAAGAAAAUAAAAAGGUGGACUGGAACAGAAGUCUCUGGUACAUGUCUACAUUGCUGUCAAGGAAGUAAAAGUAAAGAGUAGACUAAAUUAAGCCAAGUAGCAAUAGCUAGACAGUUACAAUUUUCUGGGCUAUGUAAUUUAAAAUACCUCUACACUACAUAGAAGUCACUUCUGUGACCAUAAAGUAGAUGUGGCUUAAGAGGGGUUUUUUUCUGUUCUUUGUUUUGUUUUCAACUCUUCUAUUAUUGCCAAGCUUCUCAAAGUCUGUAAAGCAAAGCACUAUUAAACCCCAUAUUACUCAGUAGGUGCUUAUUACCCAGGAAAAGUAUAUACAUUACUGAUUUGUAAAUUGAAUUAUUAGGAAGAAUUCAGUUUAGAUGAGUGAAUAUCAAUAAUUUGUGAAGUGCUCUUUACCUUAUUUACAACAUUACCACUUACUAAUUUUAAAAUGAAAGACCUUUUAGCAUCUUUGAGAUAUUUUGACAAUAUAAAUUAUAUUUUCAUUAUGUUUUUAUUAAUCUAUGAAAACUACCCAGGUGUUUUGCCAUGACUAACACAUGUAAAUGUUUUAUCAUGUGCUUUAUUAUAGGGUUGUGAAUGUGUAGAUUGAAUAUUAUACUUUUGUAUUUAACUUAGAAAUUUUUUGCAGCAAAACAGAAACUGUAUGAUCUUCAGUUUCUGUACAUAUAGAAAAUCAAAGUAGAAUGGAUGGAAUAUUCAGAAAGCAGAGAGAAAAAUAAUUGAACAUCUUAAGCAGUUCUAGGAAGGAUAAAGUUUACAUAGGGUUUUAACCUUUCUGAAUUGCUGAGGAUAUCUCCUCCAACCAGAUAUGAACAGCCAGGUUAUCUCUGACCAGUCUAGGUUUUUUCUACAUGAAACAUGAAUAAAAUAUUUUGUUUUCCAUAUGAUGUACAGGGUUCUUAUUGCCCUGAUUUUCCAGUAAAUUGUUAGCAAUUUCUUUCUUAGAUCUAAACAUCUUUCCUAGCUGAUGAUAUGGGGCAGUGGAAGACUGCGUAUUUACUUAUUUGUUAAUACUAUUUCUUCAUUGCUUUAGGUCAAUAUCUUAAAAAUGGAUGCCUUAAUCUUGUGUAGGUGUGGAAUUUCAGAAACACCCAAACAAGUUAGAAAUAUUCAUCUCAUUACAGCAUUGAUGUGUUUUUGAAAAUCCACCUCCAUAAGCUGUGUUUAGUCACCAGUCUAAGUUUAUAAUUUCAGAAAAUCAUAUCCACCUAGUUUUUGCUCAUUCUUGGCCUUGUCUCAAUCCUGUUUAAUAUUGUUACGGAUCUUGCUCUUUCUUUUUUUUCUUUUUCUUUCUUUUUUUUUUUUUUUUUAACACCUUUAGAAUUUAUUAGUGCCAGUUAGUGAAUUUCAGAAUUUGCAGUCUGGAGAGUUCUCUUUGGCACUCUUUUCAAGAUAAGCCUAUGUAUUUUCAUAUAAAUGUAAAGAAAAUAAAAAAGAAAGUUAAGAGGUAACUUGAUUGUAGUCAAUAAGUUGCUUCAAAGAGAGAAGAUACUAGGAACUAAACGGUUCCCUGAGGCAACAAGAAAAAAUAUAACAAAAACAGUAUAAAAAUUAAAACCAGAUUAAUUAAAAUCAGCAAUGAAUUCCAAACUAUUAGUAAUGAGACUAGUUAACCACUGGAAGAAGUUAGCAAAGAUAAUUGUAGUUUCUCCAUUUUCUGGUGCUUUCAAAUCCGGAUUGAACAUCUUUCUCAAAGGUUUGUGUAGUCUAAUACAGCUUAUUGGACUCAGUUCAGAUGUACCUAAGUGGCAUCCCAUAUCCAUUGACUCACUAGUCCAAAUAGUUCCUCUAGACAGAAGAAUAUAAGAAUAAGUAUGUCAAAAGACCUAAUAAAAUAUUUUUUUCUCAGCUAUAAUGAAAUAUUCUUAUCCAAGCUAGAAGAGCUCUUUGUUGUGAGUUAAAUUUAAAAUAUCACAAAGUGUGGUGUAGAACAAUAUAAUGCAGGAAACCAUUGUCAAAUUAUAAACAUUUGUAUUUCAAAUGAUUAAUUAAUAUCUAUCUGAUCCAUCUUGUGGUAUUUACAAGGUAGCAAAUUUAUAUGCUCUGGAAUUCAACGUUGGUUUAGAGAUUCCCAAGCUACGUCUGGGAAAACUGGCAUUUUGGAUUGUACAAUGUGAAAUCCCAGAAUCACAGAAACCCUAGUUCCUUAGUAUUUGUCAAAGGUUUGAGCAUAUGCAAGGGAGUUUACCUUGGGUACAGCUAAUGUGAUGCAAAAUUUAAAUAACGGUCUCUCGUUUUAGUGAAUUAUUAGAUAUGACCUGUUAAUAUCAUUACCAAACACUUCCACUGCUCAAUAGGGUUUGAACCAUAACAAUUCUAUGCAAUUGUUUUAGAGAUCUAAAGUUCAAAAGUUGUGCAAGCAAAAAGACUUGGUUUUGCAAGUUUUUUUCAAAAUGCCUACAAGAACUUUUCUUUCUUGAUUUUUUUUAACAUUGUCUUCAAUUCAGUAAAUAUUCUUAGAAACAUUACUAAAAUGGAUGUUAGGUUUUUUCUACUUGUUGAAAAUGUGGUACACCUAAACUGUAAUAUUUUCAGUAAAUUUGGCAAGCUUCAACUGGCUUUAAAUGAUUUUGAUUUGAUACCUCAUAGAAUUCAAGAUUUUAAAUUAGGGCCUCUUUGUAAAACAUAAGCACUGGGUAUAAGAGAACAUUUGUUUUAAGAAGCAAUGAAUUAAAAAUGCUGAACUGAUAACUUAGACUCAGAAUGCACCACCUUCCUGGGAGGACAUUAUCAAGUAGCAUAAGCUUUCCUAUAAUGCAGAACAGCAUUGCAUUUCCUGUGAUUUGUUUCUGCCAGAUGUCAUCUUAGAGUAAACUGAAGGCAGCAAUUUUUUUUUUUUCAUUAGAUAUUUCUGGUUAAUUUCAUUUCAUACUUUGUCACCUCAAUUUCAUCUUCAACAAUCUAAUAUUGAGGUAAUACGAAGCCUUUUUAUAGAGGCUGAUAGUGCUUCUAUAUGCAAGUAGUUUUAUUUAUGCAACUAUUCCUGUGGCCCACACAGUAAAAAAUAUCUAUAGAGGACAUUAUGGGGUCAUGGGACUGAAUAAAAUCUCUUUUAGAAUCAUGUUAUGAAAAUUACCUUGAACUAUCCUAGUAUGGGACAUGGUUUUCUUUUCUGUGGUAGGAUCUGCCUCAAAAAGUUUUGGAGCUCUGGGAGCUUUUGGAGGAUAGAGGAUGAGGCUGUUGGCAUGGCACCUUUCCUUUAGCCAUCAAUUCCUAAAAGUAGGGCUUCUCUGGAGUUACAUUGCAGCUGAAUUCCCUGAGCGAAGAUUGCCCCAGGGACUCCUGGAAGGGAGACUGGAAAAUACUGUCAACAGCCAUACAUUUUCAAAAGGGAAAGACAUCAUAGUUGUAUUUCCAGACUAAAGUAAAAGCUAGCGGACUCUUCCAAAAUAGCAGAAAUUUUGUAUAGUUGUAUGUAUCCUUUAAUUAGGUUCUAUAGAUUUCAGAAAUUCUGCAUUCAUAUAUGAACUUCAUUCUGUGCCUGUGUUCUUGUAUUUAUUGCUCAUAUGAUCAUUUAAUAUGAACAUAAUCACUUAUAUAUUCUUAGUCUUUUAUUGUGCUGUGACCACUAAAAUGUAGACUACAAAAACUGUUGAAAGAGAGAUCCAUUACAGAGUCCUGACAGGCAGUUGUAUUUCAGGUUUCCCAGUGUUGUCCUGCUGGGAACCUUCAUAUUUUCCUAGAGGUAGGAAGAGUUUAGCUGCCAUGCCAUCUGAAUUCUCAGCCUUUCCUAGUCAUAAACUAGUACUUGUAGCUUAGGGCCAAAUGAUGGGGCCAAAUUCUAUCAUCACUGAUAAGUAUUGUCUUUGCUGCAAUUAGAAGUUAACUGGGGCACAAAAUAAUCCUAAAGAUGGCAGGUGGGGUGUUUUUGUGAUACCCAUUAAACUGUAAUGUAUUUGAUAAGCUCAAAGUCCUAAAGAGUACUGACAGUCUAAGAUUCAUGUGCUAUAUUGACUCUGACUCACAGCAUCCUUAUAGGUUAAGCUCAAGUGACUUUAGAAAGAGGAGCUGUAAUAUCUGUUCACUAGUUGAUAGUGUUUCUUUAAUCAUUUUUUUUGAAUCCUCAGCAAGAUGAUUUCUGUCCAUCUGCGAAUUAGAAAACUUGAAAUGGUACAUUUUCUCUACGACUUCUCCCAGAGGGACCAAGCUUGUAGUUCAGUAUUUUUGCUUUCUCAUUUGGCAUGCUGUAAAUACCUUCCAUUGUAGUUGGACAGAUGCUCAUCCUGAGCAACUAUCCACAGACAAUAGGUUACAGAAACUGCAGAAACUGUGUAGAGUUCAAAGAAUAUAGCACUAUUUCCUACUGCUUGGAGCAUCACUAGUCAGCAAAUGAACAUAUAUAUUGUGCAGCACCUGAUGCUUUUUUCUUAGUUGUAAAGUAGUUUAAGGAAUGUAUUGCUAUUAGCAGCUAAUCACUAUAAACUGGAUAAAAGCCAUGUUCUUCUUCUAAUAUUUUUUUUCUCUUUAUUAGAAUGAGUUUUUGUGGUGUGGGUAUCUUCUAGAUUUUAGCGGGAAAGAUACCAUUUUGUAAUGAAUCAAAAUGGAACAAGGUCACAGUUCUAUUCUAGACUUCUUUCAUAUCUGACAGGAAGGUGAAGGAAUAAAACUGAUUUCUUUUCAUUCCACAUAAAAACAGGAUUUUUUUUCUGAUCCCUCUUCAUUCAGUUGUUCAUUUUGUGUUACAGUCCUAUGUUUUUUAGAAGGGCUGUAAAGAAAUUAGAAGGUUCAGCUAUGAAUCUCAUUCCUUAAAGAUUCCCUGUAAUGUUCAAAUUCAGCAAGCUGGGAUCGGGAACUCCUGCCCUAUCACCAUUUUCUUCAGUGAUUCAUAUAAUUCCGCACUCUCCUUCUUUUAUUAAAAGUAAAGCCAUAUAGUUACCAAACUGGUUGCUAAAGGUCCAAGAAAAACUGAACUAUUGGGUGAAGAGAGGUCAAUUAACUUCCAAACCACAAUGAAGACUUACACGUCUUUACUGCGCAUGAGCUGAACCUUUCUAAUUCACCUAAGUUGAAUGCAACUCAGUUCCAAAGAGACAGACAAUGAAUACAGUGUUUUCAUGCAUUUCUGCUACUUAUUUUACAUCAAGAAAGCCUGUCUCUCUGAGUAGGAGGCACAACUUGUGCAUUUAGUUAUGUAAUCAACUUCUGCUUGAUUCCAGACCAGAAGUAUGUGUGAUAUGGGAGAUAUAUCUGAGUGUUUUGGCAUUACGUUUUAUACUUAUUUUCCAUCACUUAUCUAGGGGCCAAGUAGAGACCCAGUAACAUACCUAAAAUGAAAAUGUUGGUUGAAAAUGCCAUUGAAACAAUAUAAAGCUCACUAUUUCAUUCUAGUGGAUAUUGAUUUGAAGAAAUCCAUCCUCACGUAGUUUCCUAUUGAAGUGUUUGGGUUUGUUUGUUUGUUUUAAUUAAAAGUUGAUAUUAUAUCAGAUAAUCAAGCUGGCUUGUCUGGGACAAGCUUCUAUGGGGGCUUGAGUGCUAGUCAAGUAAAAUAAUCUGUGUGCAUGCUCAACAAGUCCACUUGUAACUACUGUAGUCUGAACAGCACCGUUUCAUCUGCAUAUAGCUCAGAAAAGGGAGAGACUUGAGAGGGAAAUUUAACAGAUUUUCUGGUGUCAAGUUCAGAAAAAGCUAUGUCAAAUGAUAAGCAUUCUUGUCAUAUUGCACUGGUUUUGAAACAUCAGUGAUAUCUGUUGCAAAGAGAGAGAAGACUCAUGCUCCAUGUCAGAUGGGAUUGGAUAAGGACUUCUUACGGAGAGUUGGUAAAAGUACUAUUUCUUGUAGGAGCUCUCAGCAAAGCUGUGAAUUCCCAGCUGAUGACUGGCAGGAGAAACAGAAUUAUUUUUGUAGGUUUUUGAAAAUACGUAUUUAUUAUAAUGACACUUUAUUUUGAGGGGUAUAUCAGCCUCAAGAAGAAAAGCUGCCCCUGUCAUUGUACUCAGCUAUUACUCUGUACAAGCUAAAAGCUUUGCCAUAUUCAGAAGUUAUAGGAAGCAAAAAUGGAGAAAUAUUAUUCUGGGAAGAAUCAAAGUUGACCUCUGGAAAGUAUUUCUAGUAGGAUUAUAGUAUGAUUUUAAACUUUCAUUUAGUUAUUUUGAAUAUUUUUUUUGUUUUCCUUUCCAAUCAUUUUGAGUUGAAUAGUUGCACUGUUGAACAUUAUUGUUAUUGGUACUCUCCCCUCUCUUUUCUUCAUAUGACUCAAAGCCAUCAAAAUACAGGCCUCUUUGGCUGGUUAACUUCUCUUUGAAAAUGUAGCAAAAUGACAAAUUCUCUCGCAAUGCUAUUAAUAUUCUCUGUAUACCUAGCAAGUUUCACAGACAUAACAGGGUUUAAGUCUCUCAUAUCUGUACGGGAUUUGCUUUAAUAAAAUCGUAAUUUUGCUUGAAUGUUCACCCAUACAUUCAGCAGUUAAAUAUUUGCUGUCAUCUGAGCUCAACUUUGCAUUUUUCAUCCCACAAAAUGUACAGCAAAAGUAAUGGAAUAUUAGUAUGGUUUAGGUUUUUUGUUUUUCAGGAAUCAAGCUCCUUUUAGUUCUUGACUAAAUAUGUUACAAAUGUCUUAAAAGAAUAAGCUAAAUAGAUUCAGGUGCUUUUUUUCCCCCCUUCUCAUUGUAAUUAUAUACGUGUGUGUGUGUGUUUCUACUAUGUAUCUGAAAGUUUUUCUCAAAAAAACAAGAUGUGCACAUGAUUAACUUUGUAAAAGUUGUUGUAGUGGAAUGGAGUAUUUAUUUUUAAACUAAAUUCUUAAGGAGCCAUUGACUGUAAAUAAAAGACUAUAUUUUCCUCCUCA